Messenger RNA from Rhincodon typus (whale shark), 948 nucleotides. Its product is annotated as telomerase protein component 1-like. NCBI's taxonomy places the organism in Eukaryota, Metazoa, Chordata, Chondrichthyes, Orectolobiformes, Rhincodontidae. The coding region runs from base 109 to 582 and encodes 157 amino acids. Gene Ontology annotation, molecular function: telomerase RNA binding; protein binding; telomerase activity. Gene Ontology annotation, biological process: telomere maintenance via recombination. The record is from RefSeq and is a predicted model, not a curated record. The transcript has 4 exons. Gene Ontology annotation, cellular component: telomerase holoenzyme complex.
GGGACUGACGCCGCUCACGUCGGCGUCCCCUAGGAUCCGGAGCCGGGCGAGGGGUCGGAGGAGACGGAGCGGGGAGCGGAUCCCGACGAGGAUUUGGAGAAGCUGACGAUGGGCUCCACCUACAGCCUGGCGCCGUGGGGGCUCAGCAGCCCCGAGCUGUACGAUGUGUCGCUGUGGCUGACCGUGGUCAAGGAGUCCGGCUCGAGCCCAACAGGAGCUCGAUCGCUGCUCUGCGCAGAUUCCCGUGGAUCCCUUUGGUGUUCCCUGUGGGAUCCCACUGUCACCCCAGUGGAGCAGGCAAACCCGCAGGAGCAGCCCAAUUGGACUCGGAAACAGGUUCACUCUGACAGAGUAACAGCGGUGACAGAGACCGAGGAGCUGAUUGUAACAGGAUCGUACGACCGGACUGUUCGCUUGUGGGAUCGCCAGUCUCUGAAGCAGGUUGGCCUGUUCACCUGUCAGGCUCCAGUCCUGUGCCUGGAGGCGAAUCCAGCCGACCUGAGCCUCGGGGCCUGCGGGGACGCCGCGGGUGACCUCUACUUCCUGCGCUGGAGCAGCUGCCCCUCCCCGGUCGAGGGAUAGACGGACCUGCAGGCUCAGGAGCGGUCACAGUCUCUCCCUGAGGGUCCCUUUUCAAAGGCUGACAUCUCCAUCCCGGUUAACACUUUCUAAGUGACUCUGUUGGCUAGAACGGAGCGUGAUAUUGAUGAACUUCUCGCUUACCCAGUACUGUGGGUCAAUUUGAAUCCCGUUACCCCUUGCCUGAUGGUGUUCCCUAGGGAAGUUCCUGUCAUGCUUUAAUUUCAACGAGAACAGCGUGAGCCCAGGUUCCACCGGCUCUCUGGUAGAGGGGAGCGGGGGUGGAGAGGUGCCCUUAGUCCUGAGGACCACUCAGGAACAGCACUGAUCAUGUACAGUCAGCCUCAGCAAAUAAAGGCAAUGAUACCA